AUGGAAUCUAUACAAAAUUAUGAAAUCUAUGCAUAUAAGCAAAAUGCAACAGUAACAGCAUCAGAUUGGAAAAAAAUUGGUACAGUUAAAUCAAUGCGUUUACCAAUGGCAGUUACAUUAAAAGAAUUUCAAUCUAAUAGUCAUUAUGCAUUUGCUGUUCGUGCAGUAUCAAUUAAUAAUAAUAUUGGUCCAUUUUGUGAACCGAAAACAAUUUUUACUGGAAAUACACCAGUUCAACCAUUACAUACAAGUCAAUUACUCAAUGUAUCUACAUAG
This is a messenger RNA of Rotaria sordida, 276 nucleotides long. NCBI's taxonomy places the organism in Eukaryota, Metazoa, Rotifera, Eurotatoria, Philodinida, Philodinidae. The record is from the annotation of a GenBank genome assembly.